UUCAGUAUUUCACAACAGGUCCUUGGAGUUUUCCAUUGGUUUGUAUAUUUUGGUACUUGUACGGGGAGGAGAAAUGCCAAAAUUAAUUGUUUGGGGUACUAUUUACUCCACGGGUCAUUUUCUGUUUCAGGAACAUUUGCAUUCUGGACAGGACAAACAACAAGACACAGGGCAGACAGCUCAAUAGGCAGACAGCUCAAUAAAGUUUUUGAAGUUUUUAUAAGUUUCUCACCUUUAACACUUUUCCCCCGAACGGCUUCAUUUAGUUUAGAUACUUCCGUAAUACUUUGUAAGCAGGUGUCCUCUAGUCAAGAGUUUAAAACAUUACCCGUUUUGUGCUUUAAAACCUUCCCAUGUUUCGAUUGAGUUUGAUUGAGUGGGUCGUGUGAAAGGCUGUGGCCAGAGGCCCCUUAUCUUGGCCAGCAGCGCUGGGCUGGGGCAGCCCUGGGGCGGGUAAGGGAAGGGCCCCUGAUACCCCGUGACAACGCCCCGUCGUCGGCUGGCUCCCGUGCCAGAGAUUGCUUUGUUCUCGGGGGGUCGGGGAGAUGACGUCGUGGUGGACGGGCGAUUCGAGAUGGCGGCGUGGUGGCAGGAACCCCUUUAUCAGCGCCCAUUCGUCCUCAGUGACACAGUGAAGAUCUGCAGGACCCCUGCCUCCCCCCCCCCCCCCUCACCUCUCCGGCCUCCUCUCACUCCUGAUCACAUGAUCGCGUGUGUCCCUCCGUCGCCUGAGGUGGGGUUGCCCUUUAAAAAGCCAGAAACCGCUUGGGUUCACGCAGACGCGUGGGGCACAUGAGUUCGGUCAAAACCGGCCGUUUUCUACAGACUCGAUGUCUACGAGUCCAUUGGAUAGAGAAGGAGGCGCCUUCUGCAGCUGAGAACCGCUGCGCCAGGCAAGUGGGGCACCACAUCGUACCCGUAAGUUCCGACACGCUUCUGCGCAUCUGUAGGAAUGCAAGGCAAAGAUUGUCUAGGUGUUUUCUUGGAUGAACACGAUCAGGAUAUUAUUUCCUUGGAGAACAUGAUGAGGAAAGGACGGGCUGCUGUUGAUGGAAUAUGACACUGUCAGCAGAGGGAAAGGUUCUAUGUACUGUUAGAGAAAGGAAAAUGGUGAGAGACAGAUGACAGAUUGGGUGAUACAUCGGAAGAUGAGGUCAGUAAGGAACUUUUGCCAAGCGGGUUUUGACUGUUACAUGAGUUCUCACGCACAAGUUCCUUCAUUUGAGGAAAAGAACUAUGCUUCCAGGCUUAGUACAGAAGUAAAAUUAUCACGUGACAGACAAAAUUACAAGAGCAAUGGGAUUUUCACAAUUUGAACAUUUCAGUCAAGAGAUCACAGGGUUUAAAAAAAAAAAAAAAUCUAACUUAUAACACAUAUUAAAGUUGUACUUAGGAAAUCUGUAAUUUCCUGUGGGAUAAAUAAAGUAUCUAUCUACUUCACAAGUGGCUUGGUGGGGUCUGGACAGAGCCUGGCACAGUUCCUUAAUAAUGACAGUUAUAGAUACAGAACUAUUUUUGAAAAAACCUCCAAAGCCUAUUAAGGGGCAUUUUUCUAUCUUUCAAAGACAUCUGGGUUUCGGUAUCUCCUCUCCAGCGUUAAUAAGGAUUAAUCUCUCGCGUACGCCGGCGGUGAUGCCGCUGCCGCGCGUCCUGUGCUCCCCGCCGGACGGCCGGACGUCUCCGAGGAUUUGCGGGCUCCUGAACGUCCUGCUGGCGCUGCUGAGCCGCUUCCUGUUCGCCGUGCACGGCGUGGUGACGGUGUGGCGGGUGGUGGCGGUCAAGGGCGAGCCCCUGUACUGGCUGCUGCUCAGCGGCGCCGCCCUGCUGGGCGUGGAGAUGGCCGUCACCCUCAAGUGCACCCGAAACGCGGAGUGGAAAUGGUUCUCCCCAAUGGUUUUCCUGUACCUCAGCACGGUCGUGCCCUCCAUCUGGUUCCUGGAGCUGGACCUGCUGCAGUCGAAGCUGCCGCUUAACACCUCCUUCGGGAACGACCUCCACCUCCUCUCCCACAUUCCGAUCGCGGCGGGCCUGGCUCAGCUGGACCCGGAGAACUGGGCCGCGGGGCUGGAGCAGACCAUGCUGAUCGUGCUGGUGCUGGGGCGCUGGCUGAUGCCCAAGGGGGACAUGUCCCGAGAUCAGCUCUCCCAGCUGCUCAUGGUCUACGUGGGCCUGGGCGCGGACAUCCUGGACAUCUUCGACACCUUCAAGGAGCCCGAGGUCAAGACCAACCGGACCGUCAUUAUCGUGGGGCUCAGCCUGUUCACCUGGGCCCUCAUGCAGUUCCCCCUGGUGCUGACCCAAACCAGCCACUCCAAAGCUCAGCGCGGGACCGACCGGUGCUCCUCCUCGGAAGCCGGAGGCCGCGGGGACGUGGACGGGCCGGCGGGCGACCGCUGGUCCUCCUGCUGCUCCAGCGAGGCCUGGAGCCUGCUGCUCACCGUCGGACUGCAGGACGGGCCCUUCCUGGUGUACCGCCUCUACCUGAUGGUCCGGGAGAACGUGCUCAACCAGCUGAUGAUAUUCUUCACCUGCAAGAACAUCCUGGUGGUCCUCCUGGAGAUCUACCGCAUCCUGGUGGUCCAGUGCGAGCGGAUGGGCCCGGAAGGAUCCGGAACCGCGCGACGUUGCCGUAGCGCCGCUCGACCGCAAGACGCGGAGAGCGGGGAUCGGAGCUGUCAGCCAUAG
Messenger RNA from Anguilla anguilla (European eel), 2685 nucleotides. Its product is annotated as transmembrane protein 26. The transcript has 3 exons. Lineage: Eukaryota; Metazoa; Chordata; Actinopteri; Anguilliformes; Anguillidae. The coding region runs from base 1489 to 2685 and encodes 398 amino acids. The record is from RefSeq and is a predicted model, not a curated record.